Cotesia glomerata is the source of this 2507-nucleotide messenger RNA. RefSeq names its product probable serine/threonine-protein kinase tsuA (gene jumu). The record is from RefSeq and is a predicted model, not a curated record. Gene Ontology annotation, biological process: regulation of transcription by RNA polymerase II. Bases 478 to 2484 code for a protein of 668 amino acids. The transcript has 4 exons. Lineage: Eukaryota; Metazoa; Arthropoda; Insecta; Hymenoptera; Braconidae. Gene Ontology annotation, molecular function: transcription cis-regulatory region binding; DNA-binding transcription factor activity, RNA polymerase II-specific.
GGUAACUAGCCGGUCUUUAACAAGUAUUGAGUUAACAAAAUUACUAAAAAAAAAUAAAAUUUUUUUUUUUACUAUCAGCUAAUUUUACCUCGUGGUGUAAAUUGUUUAAAAUAAUUGUUUUUUUUAUUAAGUACGAUCAUUUAAAAGCAUCCUCCGCACCCUAUUUCGUUGCCCGCCAAUACUGAACAGGCGGGAAGACCACGUGACGUUGUUUAGCGAAUGAACGUCAUGAGAUUUGAAAUCGUGCGUGGUCUUUGUUCACGAGUUGAGACCGUCAACGUUACUUCAGUUCCGUGAAGGGGACCCUGUGUUGGUGAUCCGUUUAUCCAUGGUCGCUGCUGCCGAAAAAAACUACGUUAUUUUCACAUUUAAUUUAUAUAGAUAUAUAGUACAUAUAUUUAAUAAGUGAAAGUGGCGUUUUUAAUAAUAAUUAUUCCAGAGAUAUUUAUUCGCAAUUGUCAUCAUUACGCUGAGUGAAUGUUGAAUACUGAGAGCAGACCUAGCGUUGGGUUGGACCAGGGAGCAACAGCCAGGGAUCCUUGGCUAACAAAUAACAUGGAUUACUAUCUGGGAACAGAUAGUCUAUCCUUGCAGGAGAUGCUGGAUGUCGACAUAAAGUGCGAGGUCGAAAGCCUUAUCGGUGGGAAUCCAACAGUAGGAUUCUGUUUCAAAGAAAUGUCCCCGCUGGAGCUAGAUGAUGAUCCAGUGGACUAUCACAGCGACUUGAACAGCUGGUUCGGCUCGGCCAGUCUGCUAAACGGCAACAGCAACAGCUCUCACAGUAAUUUCAACCUUGACCUUAAUGGAGAUGUCUCGUCGAUAAUGGUGAAUCCAAAUUCAGUGAUGCCGAUUUUGGUAUCAAGAACUCCGACUCCCAGCAACAACAGUAGUAGUAAUAAUAGUAAUAACAACAACAACAACAAUAACAACAACAAUACCACCAGCAACAACAACAAUAAUAGUAAUAGUAAUAACAAUAAUAAUACUUAUGCUAAUAGUAAUACCAACCACCAUAAUAAUUGCACGAACAACAACAACAACAACAACAACAACAAUAAUAAUAGUAAUAACAAUAAUAACAACAGCAGUAGUAAUAACAAUAAUAUUUUUAAUGGGGUCUUACAAGCAAGAAGACAUUUCUCAUUUCCCAUUAAGAGCGAAAUAAAAACAGAAAAGGUCGAAGUUGAGGAUGAUGUCGAGACUGGCAAUGAAACGGAUAAUGAGCAUUACGAGAAUGACAUCACCGAAACAGAGGAUGAAGAAGAUGACGAUGAUGAUGAUGAUGAAGAGGAAGAAGAAUCUGAAGACGAACAGGAUGAAGAAACUGUAAUGAUGAACGCUGCGAGGUCAAUUAAAUUGAAACAGCCACAACAGCAGCAGCAACAACAACUUCAACAAUUACAACAGCAGGCUCAAAACAAUCAACCUCAGCAACAAAUGCACCUCAAAACAGUUCCAACCAUCAAGACGUUACCCCCACAGGCGAUGACUAAAAUAACAAACGGACAGAAAGUUGAUCCUCUGGCUCAAAUUAGAGUAAGAAAUUUGAAACUGAUUCAGCAACACAGUCCCAAUGUCCAGACACAACAUGUAAGAAAAAUCUUCAAUAAUAAUAUGCAUAUUACAUCACCAAGUACAACUGGAAAUUCAACCUUGAAAAGGGAUAAGGAUUUUACUCUUAAUAUUGCGGAGUAUGAUGAGAAGCCCUAUCCAAAACCAGCCUACUCCUACUCUUGUCUUAUCGCAAUGGCAUUGAAGAACAGCCAGACGGGCUCGCUGCCAGUAUCUGAAAUAUAUAAUUUUAUGUGUGAACACUUUCCGUACUUCAAAACAGCGCCAAAUGGAUGGAAAAAUUCAGUGAGGCAUAAUUUGUCACUGAAUAAGUGCUUUGAAAAAAUAGAAAAGCCAGCAGGCAAUGGAAAUCAACGCAAAGGUUGUUUGUGGGCGAUAAACCCACAAAAAAUAGCGAAGAUGGACGAGGAAGUACAAAAAUGGUCACGAAAAGAUCCUUUGGCGAUAAAGAAGGCCAUGAUAUACCCGGAUCACUUGGAGCUGCUUGAACGUGGGGAGAUGAAAUACGCUGGAAAUGGAGGCGACGAUCUGUCGGAAGAAGCGGAGAGUUCUGGUGAUGAAACUGCCGAAGAGAAUACAACUUAUGAUGAACCGUCACUCGGACACAUUGCCGCUAACUCCGUGACUGAUAGUUAUGAUGAAAGCAGUCAAGACUGUGACAUCGACAUCACUGAACAUUUGUACGAUGAAAUUGACAUUGAAGACAACAAAGAAGCUCUUCACAUGCAGUUUAAUAUCGCUAAAGACGAACCAUACGAAUAUGAAUUGAGCCCCAGUGCCAAGAGACAGAAGACCUUGACUGGUACUAUUCAAGGAAAUUACGUGUAUCAAUCUGUAGCGACGUCUCGCAGGAAAACGCCUUUGCUCGUAAGAACGGGUGCUGCGAAUGGCGCUUUUCUUAAGAUAGAAUAGAUUUUUUUUUUUUUUUAUGGUAA